This is a messenger RNA of Odobenus rosmarus divergens (Pacific walrus), 2625 nucleotides long. It is a transcript of the gene KATNB1, whose product is annotated as katanin p80 (WD repeat containing) subunit B 1. The record is from RefSeq and is a predicted model, not a curated record. The transcript has 20 exons. Gene Ontology annotation, biological process: microtubule depolymerization; microtubule severing. Gene Ontology annotation, cellular component: katanin complex. The coding region runs from base 374 to 2347 and encodes 657 amino acids. Gene Ontology annotation, molecular function: microtubule binding. NCBI's taxonomy places the organism in Eukaryota, Metazoa, Chordata, Mammalia, Carnivora, Odobenidae.
UUUGUUGUGAGGGUCGGUUGUCAAGCAGCGGCCAAUCAGGGCAGGGGAUGGAGGCAAGUGGGGGUCGCCCCUGGAGGAGAGCCUCGGCCUCCGGAGCCUCAGCUGCAGCCCAGUGCUGAACUGACAUGGCUCGAGCCUGACCUUCCAGAAUCCGGAAUCCACACGGGCACACACAGGCCGUUGCUGUGGCUGCUGUGAAUGAUCUAAAACCACGAGGCGGUCCGGGGCUGAGACAGGAGGCAUUCCCUCUGCCUGGAUGUGUGGGAACUCCCUGCCAACUUGAUUGGCGGGUCUGGGGGGGAUCCACCCCCACCCCACAAGCAAAGCACAGUCUAAUUAGUGGGUGGAGCUUCAGGUGCCAGCCAACUGAAGGAUGGCCACCCCUGUGGUCACCAAGACGGCCUGGAAGUUACAGGAGAUUGUCGCCCAUGCCAGCAAUGUGUCCUCGCUGGUCCUGGGCAAGGCCUCCGGGCGGCUGCUGGCUACCGGUGGGGACGACUGCCGUGUCAACCUGUGGUCCAUCAACAAACCCAACUGCAUCAUGAGCCUGACGGGUCACACGUCCCCAGUGGAGAGUGUCCGCCUCAACACCCCAGAGGAGCUCAUCGUGGCCGGCUCCCAGUCAGGCUCCAUCCGCGUCUGGGACCUAGAAGCUGCCAAAAUUCUUCGCACGCUUAUGGGCCACAAAGCCAACAUCUGCAGCCUGGACUUCCACCCGUACGGCGAGUUCGUAGCCUCGGGCUCCCAGGACACGAACAUCAAGCUAUGGGACAUCAGGAGGAAAGGCUGCGUCUUCCGAUACAGGGGACACAGCCAGGCUGUGCGGUGCCUCCGGUUCAGCCCUGAUGGGAAGUGGCUGGCGUCGGCUGCGGAUGACCACACAGUGAAGCUCUGGGAUCUGACUGCUGGCAAGAUGAUGUCCGAGUUCCCUGGCCACACAGGGCCUGUCAACGUGGUGGAGUUUCACCCCAAUGAGUACCUCCUGGCUUCUGGCAGCUCGGACAGGACCAUCCGGUUCUGGGAUCUGGAGAAGUUCCAGGUGGUGAGCUGCAUCGAAGGAGAGCCAGGGCCUGUCAGGAGCGUCCUCUUCAACCCCGACGGUUGCUGCCUAUUCAGCGGCUGCCAGGACUCGCUGCGCGUCUACGGCUGGGAGCCUGAGCGCUGCUUUGACGUGGUCCUAGUCAGCUGGGGCAAGGUGGCCGACCUGGCUGUCUGCAACGACCAGCUGAUAGGUGUGGCCUUCUCACAGAGCAACGUCUCCUCUUACGUGGUGGACCUGACGCGGGUCACCAGGACAGGCACGGUGGCCCAGGACCCCGUGCGGGACAGCCGGCCCCCAGCCCAGCAGCCGGCCCACCCCAGUGCCCCUCUUCGGCGCAGCUAUGAGCGUCCCAGCACAGCCUGCAGCAAGCCUCAGAGGGUGAAGCAGAACUCAGAGAGCGAGCGCCGCAGCCCCAGCAGCGAGGACGACCGGGACGAGCGGGAGUCCCGGGCCGAGAUCCGGAACGCCGAGGAGUACAACGAGAUCUUCCAGCCCAAGAACAGCAUCAGUCGGACACCACCCCGAAAAAGUGAGCCCUUCCCGGCACCCCCCGAGGAUGACAUGGUCUCAGCCAAGGAGGCGGCCAAGACCAACCCCGCCAUGGACCCGCAGUUCCCGGUGCCAAAUCUCGAGGUCCCGCCCCAGCCCCUGGCUGUCGCUGUCACUUCCACUCCUGCGCCCAAGGCCGAGCCCACCAUCAUCCCUGCCACCCGGAACGAGCCCAUCGGGCUGAAGGCCUCUGACUUCCUGCCCGCCGUGAAGCUCCCCCAGCAGGCGGAGCUGGUCGACGAGGACGCCAUGUCACAGAUCCGUAAAGGCCAUGACACCAUGUGCGUGGUACUCACCAGCCGCCACAAGAACCUGGACACUGUGCGGACCGUGUGGACCACAGGCGACAUCAAGACGUCGGUGGACUCGGCUGUGGCCAUCAAUGACCUGUCGGUGGUAGUGGACCUCCUGAACAUUGUCAACCACAAAGCCUCCCUGUGGAAGCUGGACCUGUGCACCACCGUCUUGCCGCAGAUCGAGAAGCUUCUGCAGAGCAAGUAUGAGAGCUACGUGCAGACCGGCUGCACCUCCCUGAAACUGAUCCUGCAGCGGUUUCUGCCCCUGAUCACUGACAUCCUGGCGGCCCCCCCCUCUGUGGGUGUGGACAUCAGCCGGGAGGAGAGGCUCCAUAAGUGCCGGUUCUGCUACAAGCAGCUUAAGAGCAUCAGUGGCCUCGUGAAGAGCAAGUCGGGUUUGAGCGGCCGCCACGGCAGUGCCUUUCGAGAGCUGCACCUGCUCAUGGCCAGUUUGGACUGAGGAGCGCUCGGGUCUGGCCUCAGCCCCCGUUCCUGUUCCGUGUGCUCUCCUGGGCCCGUGAGCCUCUGCCCGGCCCCCUCUGCAGCCCGGUGGCCAUCCUGGAGGCGGCGGCUCUGGCCCACUGGCCACCUGCACAGCCCUGAGCUCUCAAACAACUUCUCCCUGGCAGCGGCUGCCCAGCUUGGCCAACUCCCGCUUCUUGGGGCAGCAAAGAGCACCCUAGGGCUGCUGCUGUAAUUUAUAAGGCGAAUUUUAUUAAAUUUGUAACUAUUCCCUGG